Penicillium griseofulvum is the source of this 2613-nucleotide messenger RNA. RefSeq names its product ankyrin repeat domain-containing protein. NCBI's taxonomy places the organism in Eukaryota, Fungi, Ascomycota, Eurotiomycetes, Eurotiales, Aspergillaceae. Gene Ontology annotation, molecular function: protein binding. The transcript has a single exon. The record is from RefSeq and is a predicted model, not a curated record. The coding region runs from base 1 to 2613 and encodes 870 amino acids.
AUGUCGACGUUCAGGAAGUUUGGGGCUGCAUUAUCUGACUCGAGCCUGCAAAACUUCACCUGUGAACUUACCUCUUGCGCUGAGCUAAUUGAACGUGAAGCAAAUACUAUGAUGCACGAGCGGAACGAAGAAGAGGCCGAGGCCAAUUCUAGAUUCAGAAAUGUCUCGACGAGGUUCUUCAGCUCGACCUCCAGUCAGCAGGCCAAUCAGCAAAGAUUUAUGACACGACAGCGAGUCCUGGACUUUUGCUGCGAGUAUGAUUACAUGGUCCCAUGGAAGCAAGUCUGCAAAGCAGGGAGCACGGAUUUGUUUCUCAAAUGUCCGCACUACAAAGCCUGGCGAGACCGCACAGAACGUAGUCCCCUUGUCUAUACCGCCAAACUUGGAGCUGGGAAGUCUGUCAUGCUUGCUAGUAUAGUCGAUGACUUGCAUCUUCAUGUUGCCUGCCAAGAUACGACGGUGGCGUUUUUCUUCGCCCGCUAUGAUGUUGCUGAGACAUUGAAAGCCCGAACUGCAAUCGGAUCACUUGUCAGACAGUUCCUGAGCCAGGUAGUGGAUCUGAGGCAAGCUUGUCAAGUGUUGGAAGCUACCUCUCACAGAAUCCCAUUUGAGAGAAUGUUGGGCCUACUUCAAUCAGUCCUAAAGCCUGACUUCAAGGCUUUUGUCGUUGUCGAUGGAUUGGACGAGAUGAGUACCGACGAGAGAGAACUCUUCUUGCGAGACCUCUAUAAUCUGAAAGCUUCGUUCCAACUGUCUAUCUGUUUGUCAUUUCGCCAAGAGCCCAAUACGUCACUGAAUAUUGGCCCAGCAUCUCGGUUCAAUGCGAAGAUAGUCCCUAUUCCCCCAAAUACCUCUGAAAUUGAAACAUUUAUUACAGAGGAACUUGAGAGGCGUCUUGAAUCACGGAGACUUGAGAUACGCGAUCCUAUAUUGCCGCUGGAAAUUCGGGAUUCUUUGGUGGAAGGCUCACAGGGGAUGUUCCUAUGGGUAGUCUUGCAAAUCGAAUCCUUGUGUGCCAUGCAGACCGAUGCAGAGAUACGACAUGCCCUGAACGACCUUCCAAAAGAUCUUUCUGAAACCUUUUCGCGGACUCUACAGCGAGCGAACAAACCAGGUAAUCUAUACCAGAAACGGAUAUUAGAGCUCAUCACCGUUGCUCAGCGCCAAUUGACAACCGAAGAGUUACGCGAAGCAUUGAGUGUGACUCCUGGUGAUACUAAUUGGAAUCCAUCCCAACUCUUGAACAAUAUCUACAGUACACUCACGUGCUGCGGAGGCCUGGUUGUUCUUGACGAGGAGGAGUUGACUCUACAUUUUGUCCAUAAUAGUGUCAAACAAUACCUCACCACUGGACUCAAUAAUUCAGCUGACAAUAUGGUUGAUCUUGUGAAUGCCCAUCGCAGGAUGUCGGACAUCAUCAUGACCUAUCUUUAUCGCGCAGAAUUUACAAAACAAGUCUCAAAACAGGCUAUCCCCGAAGUAAGCGCAAGUCUCGCCAUGGAUAAGAUUAUUUGCUCGACCGGCCACACUCUAAAUGAUUCAAGCAAGUUGGCCAUGAAGCUUCUCAGAAAGAAGACUCCAUUGAAGUUCAACAUUGCAAAGCCCCUUGCGAAUGCGUUGAACCCCUGGAAUACCUUUGAAAGGAAUGAUUUCCUGCAUAACUAUGCCAAGACAUUCUGGGCUUCUCAUCUUGCAUCGUCUCUACCUCUCUCAUCUCAAAUCACACCACUCUUUGAAAGACUAUGUGAUGGGAAUGUCUUGCUACCUAUCGAAUCUGAUGAUGUCAAGCGGCUCUUUCAAAGAGCCGUGGUAACCGGGUCUGUGGAACUUGCUGCACAUCUCAUUAACGCAUGUAACGCAAACGUCAACUGGAAGCUUGAUUCCAAUAGAAGAACGGCAUUACAUCUUUCUGUUAUGCAUAAUUUUGGCAACCUUACCGAGUUGCUUUUGAAUUCGGAAAAUAUUGAUGUGGGAGCAAUGGAUGUUGCCUAUGCGACUCCUAUGAGGCUCGCAGCAAAAAAGGGAUUCCCGCUAAUCUACCUGGCUGCAAAAUGCGGACAGCGAAGCAUCAUCGCUCAGCUGAUCAAACAGAGCCAGGAGGAACGAAACCAUCUGGUUACUAUGUGGAACACCAUUGAAAGAGCAGCCCUUGAAGUGCGCCCAGAGAUGAUCCAUCUUAUUCUUGAUGAAGAUGUGGUGCAACAAGAACAUGCAGAGAUCACCAAAUGUCUGCUCGAGUCCCAAAGGGUCCCCCCUCAAACAGUUUAUGGCCAUGAGAGUUCACGUUCAAGUCAUUCAGAGGCGCUUGGCAGGACGGUCAGUCCGAACGCUGCCACGCUUUUGCAUAUAGCGGCUCGGCUCGGCUGGGCGUGGGCGAUGGCCCUUGCGAAUGCUAUAGGAGAUAUAGAUUUCAACGAACUAGAUCCACACGGAUUGACGCCUCUACUACUGGCUGCUAAAUUUGGCCAGAAGGAUGUGGUCAGAGUUUUAAUCCAUAUACCUAAUGUGAACCUCCGCGCGACGGAUCCCUAUGGAAACACAGCCGUACAAUUGGCGUUGCAAUAUGGCCACCGUGACAUCGUGACAUUACUGUCAGGAUCAUUACAGUCGUAG